AUGGGGAUCCCCAACCUGCUCCGCUUCAUGAAGCCGUUCAUCGAGCCCGUGCACAUCAAGAAGUACGCCGGCCAGCGGGUCGGCAUCGACGCGUACUCCUGGCUCCACAAGGGGGCCUACUCCUGCAGCAUGGAGCUGUGCAUGAGCCCCAGGAGCGCCGGCGCCAGGCGCUACAUCAGCUACUUCAUGCACCAUGUCAACCUCCUGCGGCACCACAAGGUCGUGCCCGUCGUCGUCUUUGACGGGGGCAGCAUGCCCUGCAAGUCGGCCACGGAUGAAGACCGGCAUAAGAAGAGAGAACUCAGUUUGGUGUUGGGGAAAGAAAAGCUUGAGCAAGGAAAUACAGCUGCUGCAAUCGACCUUUUCCGGAUUUUAAAGACAGAAAAUGUUGAGUUCGUGGUUGCUCCAUACGAAGCAGAUGCACAGUUGGCAUAUCUAGCUACUCUAGAUGCUGAUCAAGGGGGCAUAGCUGCUGUUAUAACAGAAGACAGUGACUUAAUAGCAUAUGGUUGCACUGCUAUUAUAUUUAAGAUGGAUCGCUUCGGGAAUGGUGAAGAAUUCAGAAUGGAGAAAACCUUGAAGACUGUAAAAGAUGGUCUUUGCUUCCAGGAUUUUGAUCAAAACCUUUUUACUGGAGAGAUCAACGCAUUGACCUUGCCGGGCCCAACUGCCGUCGACGCCACCAUGUCGCUAGGCAGCGCCACCACCCUGCGUGCAUCCAUCAACACGUCCAUCAUUGAGAACCCGCUCCGCCACGCCGCCGAGACCCAUCGUCGCCGACGCGGUAGAUGUCACACCACACCACCUCCUGAUCCAGAUCGCCACCAACACCAACCCAAUAGUGUCCAUCAGCCACUUAUCUCCCAAGGCGGUGCCUUCAAGAAGGGAACGACGCUGAAGGCGUCGUCGCCGCCCACCGCAGUUAGGGCUUUCACCUGGGAGACAAAUGGUGUGAUGGAGGACCGGCAACUCUUGCGUCCCAGAUCCGUACGGAGAAGCACACCGAGCAUGCACCGGGUGAACAAGACCGCCGGGCACCUGCUGACCAAUGGAGAGCCGUGGAGCCAACAGUGUCCUGAUCAGCUGGAUGGAUUGGCCGGAUCCAAUCCAUGUGCCCACCACCGAGCACAUCACAACCAGGUGCAGGGCGGAGAUGAAGCUUCCAGGAGGGAGGGAGAAGGCCCUGCUGCCGCCGCCUGCCACCGGUGGCUUUGCCCGGCGCUGACUGGCAGCGGUAUGUGUGUCCUUGCAGGAUGCGACUUUCUUCCCUCGGUGCCUGGCAUUGGUACUAAAAGGGCAUAUUCUCUCAUCUCAAAACAUAAAAAUAUUGACCUUGUGUUAUCAACCUUGAAGCUUGACAAGCGGUAUUCCAUGCCGGAUGAUUACAUUGAUUCCUUCUGGAAAACUCUUGCAGUAUUCAAUCAUGCUAGAGUAGCGCUAGCCCCAUCAAUGGCAAGAGCGAUAGCCGAGGGGCGCUUGAAUCCUGUUACAAUGGAGACCUUUGACGAAUUCUCCAGAACCAUUAGCCCCGUCGAGUUUAUUGAUACCUCUGCUCUCAAUGUGGCUAGUCAGUAUGGUUCUCAGGAAAUUUUGACACAAGAGAGCACUAUUACUAUCUGUUCAUCUGAGGAAAGCAGAGAUGACAUCGCAGCAUUUGUUGUUGAUGACAUUACUAGUGGUGAACAGAAGUGCAACAAAGGAGUCCUUGCCCUUGGCAAGUUUCUACCGCAGAAGCAUUCCUCUCCGGCAGUGGAAUGCAAAGAAGUGAAGCCUAAGAACACACCUGACAACAACCCAUUCAAGAAGAGGAAAUUACCCACUGACCAAGGUAAAGUACCAGAUCAAAACGAGUUGCUAAUCGAUCUGGAUGAAGAAGAAGCAGUUGUAUUGUGCUCAUCAUUGUCACGAGAGAGUGUUGGCCCAGCAGAAUCUCUUGAUAGAAAUGGAGUGUCAACUGGAUUGUGUUGGCCGUUGACACAAGAAAGUGUGGCGUCUAUUCCGAAUGAGAGAUCAUCUAAGAGGCAAAGUCAGCAGGAAGCUAUCAGGAAUAUAACCAACAAAAAUAAAGAUGAAAGGAGUGGACUUCUGAAAUUUUUCAUGCGUUUGUAA
Triticum turgidum subsp. durum (durum wheat) is the source of this 2109-nucleotide messenger RNA. The record is from the annotation of a GenBank genome assembly. Lineage: Eukaryota; Viridiplantae; Streptophyta; Magnoliopsida; Poales; Poaceae.